Quercus robur (English oak) is the source of this 1551-nucleotide messenger RNA. Its product is annotated as ninja-family protein AFP3-like. Lineage: Eukaryota; Viridiplantae; Streptophyta; Magnoliopsida; Fagales; Fagaceae. The record is from RefSeq and is a predicted model, not a curated record. The transcript has 3 exons. Bases 337 to 1341 code for a protein of 334 amino acids. Gene Ontology annotation, biological process: signal transduction; response to abscisic acid; negative regulation of DNA-templated transcription. Gene Ontology annotation, cellular component: nucleus.
UUAUCUUUAUCUCUCUCUCUCUCUCUCUCUCUCUCUCUCUCUCUAGUAUCUUUUCCACUGUUCAUCACGUGGACUAUAUGCAAGUGCGUUUUCAAUUUGCCAUCUGUGAAACCAAGAGCAGAAGAAAGAAACUGUUUUUGUUUUCCUCUAUUUAUUAUUUCCAUUCAACUCAUUCCCCCCCUUUUUUUUUCUCACUUUCCCUCUCUGCCAAACGAAAAUGACAACUUUGGGUUACUAGUUCAAGUUCUGGACCCUUUUGCUUCCCACAAUCAACCUCAAAACCAUAAGGACAAGGAAGAAUUUAGCUAUUCUUCACUCCCUUUUUUGUGUGUCCAAAUGGGUGAGGCAAACCAUGGAAUGAGCUUCCAAACAAAACUUUCCAAGCAGCAAAACAAUGAAAACCCAAGAAACCUUUUACUGAGAUUCUCAUCUGAGCAAGAGUCUAACCAAACCCAAUUAUCCAAUUGUGAACCACAACUAGACCUUAGUCUUAGACUCUCUCUGGGUGGAGUUUACACUGAAAACUUCAAAGAAAAGCCUAUAACCCGGUCAGCCUCUUCUGUCACUGGAGUGAUAGCCAAGAAAAUUAGUGCUGGUGAAUCCAACUCGUCGUUACCAGGGAUCUUUCUUUCCUUGACAAGAUCUUGCUCAUUGCCAGUGGACAAUGAGCAAGGGCAGGUUAAGUUCAAUGAGUAUCAGGCAAAGAAGAGAAUGGAGGCCCAGAAGAGGUUGCUGGAGAAGCAGAGGAGAAGCAGGGUAAGCCCUGAGGAAGAGAAGACUCCAGCUGUGGCGCCCGUGCCACAGUCACCGGCGACUGAAAUGACGUCUUGGGCGGUGGCUUCUGCUGCAAAAAGCCCCGCACUUUGUCGUGCCAUUGUCAAGAUCAAAACGGAGGGAUAUGUAUCCGGGAAGCGAAAACUUGAGGCCCAUGAAGGACUGGAAGGUGCAGCUGCAGAGAAGGGUGCUACCAGUUCUCAGUCAUUGCCUAAUCCAAAGGACAAUGAGCCUGCGGACAUCCCUGGAGCAAUAACAGACGGAAAAUCAAUCAGACUUGGUGAGACUAAGCUGGAGAAUCAGCCCAAGAAGGUUAAAGUUUCUAAUGGCCGCUUUCAAGACAAUGGGAUGGAUGUGAUGAAACAAAUGCCUAGUGUGACUACUACCGGCGAUGGCCCCAAUGGGAAGAGAAUUGAAGGGUUUUUAUACAGGUACACAAAAGGUCAAGUGAGUAUAGUAUGUGUUUGCCAUGGCAGCUUUCUUUCUCCGGCGGAAUUUGUCAAGCAUGCUGGUGGGAAGGAUGUUGAAAAUCCAAUGAAGCACAUUAAUGUGUGCACUACCUUUUAGUCCUUGAGGAAAAUGGUGGUGGCUAAUGUCACCCAUUUUGAAAUGUUAGGAAAUGAACAACCUGAAUCAGGGUAAGAAACCUGAAAUGAGUAAACUUUUUGAAGUUACCAUAAUAGAAAUCCUUUUCCUUUCUUUUGAUAACCCCUUUAUUAUGGGUAUAGGAUAAAAAGGAAAAAAUAGCUUAUCUCUAUGUUUUACUGUUUUAGUCAA